AUGAUAACCAGAAGCCGUUCUAAAUAUUAAACACAGCAAAUUCUUUGUCAAGAGUGUGUAUUUACCCAUAGAUUCCUUUUAAGCAUAUGGCUGACAUGGCUUUGAUCUGCUCCUCAGGCUGACUGCACUUUGCCCCUGUAAAUUUUAAGUGCCAGAGAAGCCUCAUGGUCGCUCUUAAGGUUAUUCCCCAGUUAAAAUAAUGAUCAGGGAGGCUCCUGUAGCUGGGCUUUGCUGCAAUGGAGAGGUGAGGAUCGCUAAUGAAGCAUUUUGCCUCCUGGUGGACAGGCGAGGAUGGAGGACAGGGAUGGAGGAUAGGGAUUGAGGACAGGCUCCCUGUUUGUCCCUGUUUGUAGGGUGGGCUGCACAUCCAAAAGACUCCCCAGAGGGAUCUGAGCACAUGGGGAGAAUAAGCAAAACCCACUGGGAAAUGAAGAGCCCUUGUCCUGCGUUUUACAGCCAAAAUGUUGGUUUUUUGAAACACGGUAUUUAUGGAUGGUGUGCUUGCAGCACACUGAUUCAUGGCAAAGAGGUCAAGAAAGUGCCUUCCAGACUCCUUUUAAAUUAAGUAACUAAACUGCAUGUUGAGGUGGCAGCCAGGCAUGAGGCCAUGAUGCUGUAAAGUUUUUCCCAUGAUUUUCUGCAGAGGCAGGAGUUCCAUUUGAGGAUGGGAAAGUUUUUUCCUCUUCUGGCAUAUGACUGUUCACCUUUCUCUAAAGUAUAAUUUGAGGGUUUUUAGUUUCAUUCCUGCAAAUAUAGGGCUGCUUCAAGGCACGUAGCUCAUCUUCAGAUGCCUCUGCACUGGUACAGAGGAUGGAUGACUGAAGUUCCCAGAGUGUUGUAGCAGUUCCCUCACCUGGGACUGGCGUUUCAUUUUGGAUUUUGAUCAAGUCAUGCAGGGAUUACUAUCGAGAAAUGAUUAUUUACACCAACUUCCAAAUUUACUUUUGUGUAACUUUUAUAUACCCUGUAGCUCUUCCAGGUAUUUGAACAGCAAACCCUUAUAAAAAACAUUUACCACAAGUAAAUAAUAGAGUUGCUAUCUACAGUCCAACAUAUCAGUUGUUAAUUACAAUAAUCACAGAUUGGGGUGGUUCUCCAGCCCUUAGAAAGGUAUCAUUUGCACGUGCAGUGUCUUUUAGCAGCAGAAUUUAAAUGUGGAGGGGGAAGCUAAAAGGCAGAUGUAUUGGGAUUGAAAAGAGCAAUUAGAGGGCAGGUUGUGGUCACAGCAUCAGGGUUGGUACAAAAAGGAGACUGGAAGCCUGUGGCCUUAUUCUUUCCUGUGUGGUCAGCACCUGCAGCUUCAGCCCAGUGCAGCAUUUAAAGGACGUGGAGCUCUACAUGAGCUGGUUUUGUAAACAUUUCCAAAACUGACUAUUUAAUACACUGCAAACAUUUCUCUGGCUAACACAACUUGUUAUUACUACAUGUUAGGGCUUUUAUUGCAUAAUCUUGGCUGCAAAAGACAUCAGAGUGCUCCCAAAAUGUAUCUUACACAGAAAAACAAAAAAAAGACAGAAGAGGCAAUUCCAGCAAAACAUCUGUGAUGACAUAGUCAGCCCAUUAUUUUGUCAACAGUGCAAGUAUUUGAUGGCAUAAUAAAAAGAUACACUUUGCUUAGCAAAAACAUUAAGGGAUAACAGCCAAGUUAAAUAGGGUACAAUUAAAGGUUUGCUUAACCCACGGGAUUCCACUUCCAGAAAAACAAAAAUAGAGCCAUUUUGAUCCCUCCUUCCAAGUUCUAUUUGUAUGCUCUUGUUUGGGGGUUGAAAAAAAAAAUCACUUAGCAAAAGGGAGAGUAUCUUCUUAAUUUAUGUUUCAUACUGAAAAAAGUCUUGUAAGUUAAUCAUAAUAAGCAACAGAAUUCUGGAUUGCAAAGGGGGAAAACCAGGCACACCUGGGAGAAGAGAUAACAGGAAUUAAUCAUGUGCAACCCGCUUUGAGGACAAAAGUGCACAAUCCAGUUUAAAGCCUCAUUUUAAAUUAGUCCUGUGCACUAAUUUUCUGCUUCAUUUUGUUAACAUAAUUGAUGGUAGACUUCAACACGUCUUGGAAAUGCACUGCAUUUCCUUCUGAUACAUUUUUUCCAAAUAAAUAGCAAAGAAAUGGUAAUUUAUUACAGCUAUUUUUCACAUGAAAGUUGACCUCCUCUAUUUCAAGGUUUCUUACAAGUUGUCCCAUGAAAUGGAGACUAAUACCAUGCCAGAGGGCAGGGGAUUGUGCAGCUCUUCCAAUGACAAAUACUGCAGAUAAAUUCACAAUUCAGUUUUCCCGCAGGUAGGAAAUCCAAAGAUUAUGCCACUUCCAGCACAAAAUACAAAUUAAAACCAGCAUUAGAUAAACCUUGUUUCCUGGCAGAAAUUGCCAUAAAUGUCUCAGCUGGAAGUCCUGCCUGACCCAAGGAAAUCGCUGAAGAGGCACCUGAUUUGUGUUAGAGUAAAUGAGUGCAGGAUGGCUGCUGAAGAUGUGUUUGUCUUUUCCCUUCUCCUUUCCCUAUGUUGCAUAUUAUUCCUCAAAGAAUGUAGGAGAAAUUAUGAAAGGAGAUUCAUCACAUUCCUUUAGAUUCAGGUAUAAAAGCAGUCUAACAAAAUGGCACUGGGCACUCCCCCCUAUUUAGUGCUGUAUGUGCCUUUCCUGCAAGGCUGCUUCAAAGCAAUGCAGUUCUUCACAAGAAAGAAAGCCUGAAAAUGUUUAAAUUUGAGUUGGGAAUUAAUUUUAUGUCUCAGAUUCUCACAUCUGGUUAACACAGUCCUCCCUUCAGCUGGUAAUGGACUUGUGACAGUUCUGGAUUUCAUGAUCCUCGAAUCUGAAGGUAAACCUGUCACUGGGCACCUGCAGAUUCUCUACUUGUGCCCUUAAUGUUGUCUGUUGCUAUUCCUAGUCCUUUUUGGAUUUUAUUUUCAGUCAUGUGGUGCAAUGAUCUAAGUUCAGUGCAGAAGAGUCUGUUGGGCUGUGCCAAAGCCAAAAGACAACCUACAGCAAUUCUGCUCGUGGAAAGACAUAGCAACCUUUGGGAUUAUUGCUUAGCAACUGCAAACACACAGAGGAGUAAAACUCACAGCCCAGCUCCACAGCAGGUCUGAGAAAUCCCUAAUUCACUUCAAGAUUUUUAAUGGUGGAGAACAGAUGGGCAUGUAUUAAAUUCCUCUUGAUUUGCAAAGCCACUUUGAAUGCAGGAGGAGUAAGAUCUGUUUUGAUACCUGCUCCAAAGUGAUUGAGGUAUGGCUGCUCAUCCAGAAGAAUCAGCAGAGUCUGCAGGUCUGCAAUAUCCCAAACCUGGACAUGAGGAUGGAGCUGCCACAGAAAUGGGAAGCAAUCAGGGGAAUGAUGAACUGCCAUGUCUUGGUAAUUACGCUUCGUGGAAAGAGUGUUUUUAUGAAAAGGUACAACAAAGGUGUCUGAGUCUGCAGGAGACAAAGGCAAGUGUGAUUGGAGCACAAAAGGCAGAAGAAAAAAAGAUAGAGAAGAGAGAACCCUGUGACUCACUGGCCAGAGAGUGGUACAGCGAAGAGAGAGAGACACUCGAUACUCGCAUCUAUUUGCUUGACAAACUCCUACCUACAUUAAUCCCAGGAGUAGAAAAUCUGUUAAUGGAAGUGGAAAGAAAGCAUGUGCUUGUAUCAGACAAAGACCCAAGCACAUUCGACCCCAUUAAUUAUCUUGCAGAAUAUCUGAUGCGACACAACCCUCUGUACAGCGUUUCUACCAAACCAGGCCCCUACGUGAGAGGAAUGAGGGUGGUGGCGGAGGAGCUCAAAUCUUUGAUGGGAGGUACAACGUCAGAGAGGCUGGUCAAGAUGAAGUCUGAGGCAAAGGAAAAACGUGAGGCCAGGGAGGAGAUGGAGAGAAAGAAGGCUGAGGAGAGAGAGAUGAGGAAGGAGACACUGGCAGCUCUGUUCAAAGAGUGGACAGUGGAUGGCAAGCACAGAAUACCAAUGGCACUGGUUCAGAGUGCCCUGAGGUCUUUUCCAGAUGUCACUGAUUCUAUUCCCGAAAAACUGAGAAAAGCAAUCCAGGACAGGAAGCUGAAAAUCUUAAACACAUUGGAAGAAACUUUAAAGCUAGAUGAGUUCACAGAGUUUGUCCUUUCCUACACAGAGCAUGUUUCAAGUGACACAUUCCAAGAAAUCAUGAAAUAUCUCCAUCAAUGUGGUGAGGACUUCCAGGAAGCAAAAGAACGAGCUCUGUGGAGGCAAAAUUUUACUGAUCUCUUCCAAGAUUGUGAUUAUGGAAAGGUUGGUGUCUUGGAUAGACAAAAAAUACUGGCCCUGCUGAGGGAGUUCUAUGACAGAAGCCCCGUGGCUGACAAGAGGGAAUUGUGGAACCCCAGACAAUGGCCAAUAAUUAAGUUGCAAGAGAUUGAUCUUGUGGAUUUAUGGGGGGGCCUUGAUGACCAAGCAGCAGAGCCGAGUGAUGCUGAAGUGAGCAAGGAAGGUGAGGAUGCUGUGUCAGAGGUGAAAGGCACUGGAUUUGAGGCUGGUGAUUUGGAUGGAGAUACCACACACAGUGAGGAACCCAGCUCCCAGGAAGACAUCCAAACUGAGAAGGAAGCUGAGCCUGGAAGUGCAGAGAGACAGGAUGAAGCUUUCCCAGGAUCAACCUCUGAUGGAUACAAUCUCAGUAGGGAUGGAGAAGCUGGACCUGAAAAACAGGUGGAGGAAGAGGAACCCAGCCUGGGUAGAGAGCCUGAGGUGGAAGUAAAAAGUGAAGGAGACACAGAUGUGGCAGACAUGGAUGUCACUGGCUCAGAACAUGGUGCUCCAGCUGCAGAGGCUGUUGAAGAAACCCCUGCAGGAAAAGGGAGUUUUUCAAGGCAGCAUAGCAGCCAGUUUGACCAACAGACAAGCUCCGAGACAAGGCUGCAGGAUGACAACCUUCUGCAUGAGCAGGACUCAGGUCCCAGCAUGGCACAGAUUCAGAACCAUCGGGCUCCUUGUACUCAGAGUUCCUUCGGUGCAAGCUGCCUCACCCAGCCACAGUUUGUACAGCUCAUGGAGACGUUUGUUGGCCAAGAUAGUUCUCUGCCUACUGUGAAGAGGCUUACUGCAUUUAUCAAAGAAGAGUACAAGCAGACAGAGGAGGAAAAAAUGGAACAACUAGAAAAAGUUCACCACAUGGCUCGGGCGGCCCAACGGAAACUGCUUUUGGAGGCACUUUUUGAAAAGUGGGACAGCAAUGGACAUGGGUUUCUGGACCUGGAAGAGGUGGAUGCUGUUCUGAGCAAAUUCAUGGGAGGCAUGAAAAAAGAGGCGUUGAUGAAGGCAAAGGCACACCUUUGCUCCCGAUACCCCCAGCUCAGCAGAGUGGAGAUGGUAUCCCCAAAGGUAUUCCAGACCUUCCUUGAGUUAAUUGCUUCUGAGUUAACUGGCAAUGAGGAUGAAUCUAUUGAUAACUUGGUGAGAUUUCUGACCACAAGUGUGGAGCAAAGUCAUAGGGAGUCCUUGCAAAGCUUAACCAGGAGGAAGUGGCUGCAGGAUAUCCAGCAAGCGGCUGAGACCGGCGGAGCAAGGAUGGAAUCGGUGUACAAAGCAGUGCUUAAGGCCAUCUCCCAGGAUGCAGAAGCCCAUGGGGGUAACAAGAAGAUCAGUGCCUACAUUGCCCUUUUGGAAGAGAACCAGCUCCCAGCAGAGCAGGGCCAGGGCCAGGUUCUCCUGCGCUACGUGGCCUGUACUGCGGACGAUGCUCCGCAUGUCCUGAACCAGACACUUCACAGACACAUGAAAGGAAUAAGCUUUGCAGCUGUUGAUGAAGGAAAGCCAAUCCAUGUUCCAAGAGUUCAGCUCCACGGAAAUAUCCAUUUCUGGAACUCUGAGCGCCCAGUGGAGGAGAGGAAAGGUUCCCUCCUGGUGCUGCCCCUGUAUGAUGCUCGCUGGAGAGUCUUUGGCAUUCUAGGACUUGACACUCUUCGGGACCAGUGUGACAAAACCAUCUUUCUGACCCAUGAGAUCAUUUUCUACCAGGGAGUUUCCCAUGCAUUCAGCAAAGCCUACCACCAUAUCUGCACACGGGAAAAUGUCCUACAAAUGGCUCUUUAUGCUCUGGGCUGGUUGUAUCCCAGGACACCCAGCAUCCACACUGUCACCAUGUACCUGGUGGAGCCUGCCAAAGACAAGGCUCUGUGCAAGAUGAUCACUACAGAUAACACAGGACAAAAAGAAAUCCAUAGCUCUCCUGCUCUUCUCCUCAGAGAAGAAAACCUGCUAAGGGAUUACCUGUUUAGGUGCACAGACAGUUUAGAGGCCGCUCUCACUGCUGUCCGUGGAGAACAGCACAUUGCAGUACCUCUCCAUGACCUAUCAGGACAAGCUCUUGGCAUAUUUGAUAUCAGCAUUGGACACCACAAGAAAUUACCACCUCAGGAACAGAAAGACCUGCAGAAAAUGCUAAAGAUGGUCCAAGCCGCCUGCUUGGAGAUCCUGUGGAGGUCUCUAGAGGAAACAGAACCAACCUAUGUGCUGGAGGCAGAACGGGUGGCAAAGGUGAGGCACCCAGGGUUUCUGUUCCAGCGGUUCAUGCUGCAGGACCUGCGCCAGUGUGUCCGGAAACUCGGUGCCGAGAGCUUUGCUGGAGUAAAGAGCUGUGCAGAACCCCCAGCUCUGCUACACGACAUCAUUAAGGCUGUGCUGUUGCUUUUGCAUCCAGACUGGAAGGGCUCAGAGGAGAUCGAGAACUGGAGUCAGUGUAAACUGAAACUUGAUGACAAUUUGAUUCAGGAGAUUUAUUGCUUUGAUCCAACUGCUGCAUCUGUGCAAAUUCAAGCAGAGCUGCUGGACUGCAUCACUGGUGUCCCUCGAGCGGCGGUGUGGCAGCAGGGCUGUGCUCCAGCCGAGUUCCUGUACCACUGGGUUCACACCUGCCUGGCACUCGCAGAGAUCACAGGGAGUGAAAAAACCCAACGCAGUGAAAAACCCCAUCCUUAGUUCCUUCUGGCAUCCAGUUGUUGUGUGCCUCCAAUUAAAUCUCUUAAUUCCUCGUCUAA
Pseudopipra pipra is the source of this 6976-nucleotide messenger RNA. It is a transcript of the gene EFCAB5, whose product is annotated as EF-hand calcium binding domain 5. Lineage: Eukaryota; Metazoa; Chordata; Aves; Passeriformes; Pipridae. The record is from RefSeq and is a predicted model, not a curated record. The transcript is spliced from 19 exons. Gene Ontology annotation, molecular function: calcium ion binding. The coding region runs from base 3219 to 6917 and encodes 1232 amino acids.